Messenger RNA from Staurois parvus, 653 nucleotides. Lineage: Eukaryota; Metazoa; Chordata; Amphibia; Anura; Ranidae. The record is from the annotation of a GenBank genome assembly.
UCUCCAUAUUUAUGCAGCAAUCCAGUGUUAAAUUUUACAUCUGUGCAGGAGCUCCUGUAAUAAAUACUGUCCAUAAUUUUAGAAUGGGGUGCCUCAAGACUGUCCAUAAUUUUAAAGGGUGCCUCGGUACUGUCCAUAAUUUUAAAGGGUGCCUCGGGACUGUCCAUAAUUUUAAAGCGUGUCUCGGGACUGUCCAUAAUUUUAAAGGGUGGCUCAAGACUGUCCAUAAUUUUAAAGAGUGCCUCGGGACUGUCCAUAAUUUUAAAGCAUGCCUCGGGACUGUCCAUAAUUUUAAAGGGUGCCUCGGGACUGUCCAUAAUUUUAAAGGGUGCCUCGGGACUGUGAAUAACUUUAAAGGGUGCCUCGGGACUGUCCAUAAUUUUAAAGGGUGCCUCAAGACUGUCCAUAAUUUUAAAGGGAGCCUCAGGACUGUCCAUAAUUUUAAAGGGUGCCUCGGGACUAUCCAUAAUUUUAAAGGGUGCCUGGGGACUGUCCUUAAUUUCAAAAGGUGCCUGGGGACUGCCCAUAAUUUUAAAGGGUACCUCCGGACUGCCCAUAAUUUUAAAGGGUGCCUCGGGACUGCCCAUAAUUUUAAAGGGUGCCUCGGGACUGUCCAUAAUUUUAAAGGGUGCCUUGACUGAAAAAAGGUUGAG